ACCACACCACCCUUUAUCUUCUCUCUCUGGUUUAACUCGAUUUGAAUAAGUCCACACAAUAGAAUCGAGUAACCCCAUUUCAGAUUUUUCGUAUUCCUUUUGAAGAAAUCACAAUGGAGAAAAGGGUUAUUGAUUACAUGUUGGUGCCAUUAGGACUCUUAGCCAUGGUGGGUUACCAUGGCUGGCUUCUCUAUCGAAUUAUAUACCACCCCACCAAGACCGUCAUCGGCGUCAAUGCCAUCCACCGCCGCUACUGGGUCCGUGCUAUGAUGGAGGAUGUGUCGAAGAAUGGAGUUCUUGCUGUUCAAACGCUGAGAAACAACAUAAUGGCUUCGACCCUUUUGGCCUCGACGGCGAUUAUGCUCAGUUCUCUCAUCGCUGUGUUGAUGAGCAACGGUGGCAGAAACAAAACUGACUUGUUCAUUUUUGGUGACAGGAGUGAGGCCAGCUUCUCUCUCAAGUACUUUUGCAUUUUGGCUUGCUUCUUAGUCGCUUUCUUAUUCAACGUUCAGUCUAUAAGGUACUUUAGCCAUGCAAGCAUUCUAAUCAACGUGCCAUACAAGAAGAUAUCACAAGAUCAUCAACACCACAGGCUGACAGUUGAUUUUGUAGCUAGGAAUGUGAACAGAGGGAGCUUUUUCUGGUCUCUAGGGUUGAGAGCUUUCUACUUCUCUUUCCCUCUUUUCUUGUGGAUAUUUGGUCCUCUUCCCAUGUUUAUUUCUUGCUUUGUUUUGGUUUUCAUGCUCUAUUUCUUGGAUGUUACCUUCGAAUGUGGGUGGGUUGUUGAUGUUUCCAGUGAUGAUAUUGGUAAUAGUACUUACUCGAAAGAUGAAGAACUUGGGAUUGUAGGGAGACCAAAUUAAAUGUUCGGUUGGUCAACUUCUUGGAAAACAUGCUGUAAUCUCUGCUGUGAUUCAUAUUCAAUCCAAGUUGAAUUGAAUUGCAUAUAUUUAAUAAAGGUAGAAGCUCAAUCUUGAAUCUUUCA
Humulus lupulus (European hop) is the source of this 985-nucleotide messenger RNA. RefSeq lists its product as uncharacterized. NCBI's taxonomy places the organism in Eukaryota, Viridiplantae, Streptophyta, Magnoliopsida, Rosales, Cannabaceae. The coding region runs from base 114 to 863 and encodes 249 amino acids. The transcript is spliced from 3 exons. The record is from RefSeq and is a predicted model, not a curated record.